CAGAGUUUUUAAUUGACUAUUCCGUCUAUCUUAGGGAGGUUCCAGAGAAAUAUGUGUUUCACCAUUGGUUGAUUGGACACGAGAUCUAUCUCGCGAGGUAUUCCUGAGAUAAUAGAUAGCGUAUUUUAGAAUUCAGAAUACUUGCCUUUUUCCAUUGCAAAAACUUACACAUUUUCAUGAGCCCUUGACGUGUUUGAAACGUUGGAUUAAUAUCAUUAUUACGCGAGCACACCACAUCACAAUCACAGCAAUGAGUGAGGCGGCAUACUGAUGUUAAUAACAUAGAUAAUGAAUUUUACCCAUUUGGUGGCAGCGGCUUACAACAGUGGGUGUAACAUUGGUCAAUGAAACAGUAUCACGCUGAAUGCCAUCAUGCCGAACAUCAAGACAUUUUGCCGCAUCAAGCCCACAGAGGAGGCAUACAACGAGAUGGAAACAACGAAGACCACCCUGUACCUGCGUGUUUCAGAGGUCCUGAAAGACUUUGGGGCCAAUCAGAAGGGAUCAAGGUCAUUCAUUAAUCAUGAGUUCAAUUUCGACCACAUCUUCCAGCAAAAUGCCUCACAACAGGACAUCUUUGAUGUUGCUGCAUUAGACAUAGUCAAUGGAUUCUUGAACGGCUACAAUGGCACGAUAUUUGCCUAUGGUCAGACGGGAACUGGAAAAACAUAUACAAUGGAAGGCAGUGCUAAGACGUACCAUUCCCGGGGGCUGGAACCCAGGGCCCUGUCCAUGAUCUACCAGGAGUUGGAGAAGCGUACCACAGAAGACCUGAGUGUCCACAUCUCAUACCUUGAGAUAUACCAAGAUGUGGGAUACGACCUUCUCAACCCAGGGGCCAGGACCCAGUCAUUUGUAACACCUUUCCCAAAGGUGAAUGUGAUAGAGGGUCCAAAUGGUUCCUGUGUCGUGCGCAACCAGACAAACCACCUGGCUGCCAGCGAGGACGUGGCCCAGAGUCUCUUGCUGCAAGGUCAGGCCAACCGAAAGGUCGCGGCAACUGCAGUGCAUGACCGGUCAUCACGGUCUCAUGCUGUGCUUACUAUACAACUCUCUGCCAAGAAGAUGGACUCUGACACUGUUGUCAAAUCCAAGCUUCAUUUGGUUGACCUUGCGGGUUCUGAGCGAGUUGCUAAGACGCGCGUGCUAGGUCAGCAGUUAACAGAGGCCAAGUCAAUUAACCUAUCCCUACACUACCUAGAGUCUGUGAUAGUAGCCCUGCAGGAGGAGGCACUGAACAAGGAGAAGGUUGCACGCACUCGCACAUCUGUUGGCAGUCGCAAGUAUUACUUCUCAAAUCGCCCUACCUCUGCUGACGACAUCCGCGGGCCCCGUCAUGUCCCCUACAGGAACUCCCUGCUUACCAUGCUCCUCAGGGACAGCCUGGGGGGCAAUUGCAUGACGUCCAUGAUUGCCACAAUCUCUCUUGAAAUAUCCAACCUCGGUGAAUCAAUAUCCACGUGCAGAUUUGCUGGGAGAGUAGCCUGCAUUGCCAACGCUGUAUCGCGUAAUGAAGAAUUAGAUGAGAAAUCCUUGAUUAGGAAAUUAAGGAAAAGAAUAGCAGAACUGGAGACUGAAUUAGCUUGCAUCAAACUGGAUAAGGUGGGAGACUCCGACAUCCGUAUGCAGCUGACAGAUGCAGACAAGGAGCUAUGUGUGGAGGUGGUGAACCAGUACCUGUCUGGCAAGAUAGCAGACCCCAUUUCUGCAGGUAUUACUGAUCCACACAAAUUCCGUGAGUGCUUGAGGAUCCUGAAGAAAGUGGUGUCCAGGGCUCACAAACUGGACCCCAAUAACAACAGUCCCUACCGGUCGGGCGGAGAGCCGGAACUGGUUCCCAUAGCAACCAUAGAGCGCAACGACUCACAGAAGCUGAAGGAAGACCACGAGGCGCCCAGAACCAAGCCUAUACCAAAGCCACGCAACAAAGCAGGCAUCCAGAGGUCCGUGUCUUUUGAAGGGCCUUCACCUUGUGUGGCACAAGGUGUGGACUUACCCGCACCAAUGCGGGAGACCCGCAGACAGAACACACAGGCAUGGGUCGAUGAAUCUCCGCCUGCACACAAGGUUUCGACCACACAGUCUGGCGAGAAGACAUGGACUGCCAACAGUAAGAGGGAGCCGGAGACGCUUUCCCAGCUUCUACAAGAGGUAGACAAGCCCCUGACACCUUACGAACAGAAGAGAGUCCAGGACAUCAAGAAACUCAACUCAAAGGUGGAGAGGCUGGCAGCAGAGCGUACUGAGCAGGAGCAACAGGUGAUAGAGAUGAAGAUUCAGGUGGCUGAGAAAGAGCUCGACCUCAUGGACAGGCAUAUGAGGACAAAGCUGAUAGUGGCCUCAGCUCAGGUUCAGGACCAGGUGGCGUACAUCAAGCAGCUGCUGAGCACAGAGGCCGACCCAGCGCUGGUAGAGCAGGAGAGGCUGGUUGAGAAACAGCUCAGACGCAGGAAGGACAGAUACGAGCGCCAGCUGGAGUACAUAGCGGCAAGGCGUGAGCAGAUGAAGCAGCACGUGGAGGGAAAGACGACCAUGACGGAGGCCCAGCUCACAUCCAUGCAGGACAAGUUUGGACAGUUCCGCAAACGAGACGGCUCCCUGAACACACGCCAGGUCUUCCAGAUGUUGAAGUCAGAGGAACGCAAACAGACAAAGGCCAAGCUUCAGGUAGAGCAGCAAAAGAUCAUUGCCAAUGCCAACCUGAUGGAAAUGAAGGAGUUAGCAACGCGCCAGAAACUCCGUGAGCUCAAGGAAGCCAUGUCGUCUGGCAAGUCCUUCCUUAAUGUGAGUGCACAGAAUGGAGACGAAAUUGGUGAGAGCAACCAUUCUCGCCAAAAGCAAGAAAACCUUGAAAAUAAAAGUGGCACCAGUGACCUUCAUUUUAAGAAAAACAAUUUAAAUGGGGGGCAGUUGCUCAAUUUAAGUGUUUCUGAACAGUCAGAAUUGAAUAUAUCUAGUGCUAGUGUUCCCAGCAAGGAGUUUUAUGCGCCAAGAAAGACUGAGAAAGAUCCUACAAACAAAUGGGAGGCAAACUAUUCAAGGCCAACAACGCCUUCGAAUUUGUCUUUCCAGAAUCAGAACGGUGAUGUGAACACUAGUCAUGUGGACCAGAAUGAAAGUGCUGUGAGUAAAAGUGAGGUAGAGGAGUUAAGGUUUGUGAAUCCUGGAAAGAAGACGGUUUUAACGGAAGAUGACAUGCUUGAAAUUCAAAGCAAGAGAUUUGAGAAAGAAUUGAACACUAGUAAAAUUCAGCGAAACAAUGAAAGGAAAAACAAUGACCAAAGAACUUAUAUGCCUAGUGAGUAUGUAAAUGGAAUAUCAAACGGUGAUCAGUUUGAUGCAAGAAAAAUGAACCUGUCUUCCAAAAACUUUGAUUCAGCAUUGAGCUCCAUGUUAGGGCAAGAGAACAACAAACUUCUUCCGGAUGACAAGGACUACGAGCAGUAUGCCCGCACCUCCAAGUACAGGCCUAACCCCUACCUGGAAUCUCAGAAGGCCACCUCACCACUGCGAGGGGUCAAAGGUCAGGGCCAGAGAUCAUUAAAGGUCAAGGACUCCAGAUCUACAGAGUCUUUCAAGCAGGAGCCAGACUAUGGGGAUGACUCAACUGUUUUGCCAAAGAAGUUUCGCAAUUUCCGUGAUGCCCAGCCUCCAAGAAGACGAGACCCCAAACCAAGACCUAGACCCUCGUCUGCAGUGGACAGGUUUGAUAGGUACGAGACCGAGGCGCCAUGGCGGGAGUUUGGGCUCGUGCCCCGGGGGCAAAAGGAAGGCUUUGACAUGCAGAGAUUCCUGAUGAGCUCAACGUUGAACACAACUCAGAACUCAACCAUCGUCGUUGACGACGAAGAUGACCGACCAAAGAGGGUGGUCGCAAUGGACGACCAAGAGCGAGAGAAAACGUACAUGAGCAAGGCCAUGGUGGAGCGUAACCGCGUGAACAGAAUACGCAAGGCUCGCAUGUCUGCCGAAAUCAUACAGCGUGCCUGGCGGCGCUACAAAGCUAGGAGAGAGUUGCAGAGACUGAGACGAACCAAACGAUAGACUCACUUAAAAUGCAGAUUGCCAGCUAGCAAAAAUAUACAACUUUGUGUGAUUUUUUUAGGCAAAAUAUGUAAGGAAUUUUAUGGUAAAAAAAUACAAUUUUUACAAGUAUUAAAUUUGAUCAUACUGUAGUUGGAUAAGUCUUAAAACUGGCGUUUGAGUGAACAAAACAUGAACAUAACUUUCAUGUUUAAACUAUCACAUGACACAUCAAUACUACGCUCAGUUAAGAAAAUAUAAGUUUUUCAGUGUGAGGCAGCCUGCUUUAAUGUGCUUCUUUCACAUAUCAGAAUAGGUCUCAUUGGGUAUCUGUAUGUAUACUAUUAUGAACUGAAUUCUGAUACUGGCAGAUAAUGUGCUGUGAUAUUAGAAACAAAUGUGUGAUAUUACAUGAUACGCUUUAUGUGUCAAAAAUUGCAUUUUACAUGUAUGUAAGUGGGUUUAAUUCACUUUCAUCAAAUACACAAUGUUAAUUUUAUUUAUUAUAUUUCUUUAAUGUAUUAUAUUAAAAUUUAUUAUAAAUUGUUAAUAAUUUUUAUGCAUUGUAUUGUUGGCAUUUUUUUAUCAUGUUUUAUGUCUCAUUCAUGUUUUGCAAAAGAUUAUGUAGUAUUUACUGGUCUUUAGCAAGACAAAAUAUUGCUGAACAUUUAUUUUUAUAACACCUGAUCACAAAGCACUCAGAAGUGAGCAAUUUAGAUCAGUAACCCUCCGUCAUGAACAAUUUACUUUGAAGAAAUGUUUAUACAUGUUUCUUGGAUGGUUCCCUACCAAAAUAAUGUGUAAAUUCAAAUUUAUUUGAUUAAAAAAAACAUGGCCUAGAAGGUGUGAGGCCUUUUUUGCAGUUAUUAAUAUAUGGGAAACUUUGCAAAAAUGUUAUCAGACUCUGCUGAACUGGUUUUAAAGUUAUUGAACACAAAUUGUUCUUGAGUGGUCUUUAAUCAAAUUUGCGCUGUAAGGCCUAGAGUCAUUGAAAUUGUAUGUGAAGUUUUUUAGUAAAAGAAGAAAAUGAAAUAUUUAAUGCAAGUUUAUUCUGCAUCAAUAUUUGUACUUAAGUAGUUUUACUAUGUAGAGUUAAACAGUUGUUAACCUAAUAUUUGAUCUUAUCCACCAAGACUUGUUGAUUUUAUCACUGUUAAACUUUAUAGAUAUGUUUUUGUAAAUGUGCAAGACAUUCUUUUUGUACAUAUAUUACAGUAUUCUGAAAGAAUUAUGUUCCCUUGAACUUUUAGAAACUUACAUUGUUGUAAAUGUGUACUUUGUGUCAACAACAGAUUCUGUGCAUCAAACAAAACUUCUUAGGAGUGUUGUUUAUACUCUGUAGCGUUGCAGAACGUUAUUUUUGUGCAUGUCAUGCGAUUUCUUGCAGUGGUAUUGACCCUUCCACUGAUUAAAUCGAUUCCAAAAAUUAACAUGAAGCCUUUUGUCUUUUGGGUGUGAUAAAUGUGAAGUAGCAAACAACUUUAGAUAAAUCUUACUGGUCCAAAAGUAUUGCAACUGCUUAAAAUGAGCGAAUAAGGGUAUGUUUCAUCUUCAGUAUUUGUUAUAUUUAUAAUUUUAUAACUUUAUUUCAAACAUAUGUGAACUAGAUUAAGCAUUAAAACAUGUUAUUAUGGUGCCUUAAACUCAGGUGAGCCACCUACCGAUAUCAUAACCAUCUUGUUUCAUUGUUUCAUACUAGGAAAGCGGAAGUUGAUAUUGCAUUUCAUUAUAAAAAAAUCUUUGACAUUUUCACCCAACAGUCAAGUAUAAACAAUCACACCACAAUCAGUAUUUAUUUAUUCUUGCCAAAUUGUAAACAUUGCAUUUAGAUAAAUAUAUUUGUUUGUUAUCCCCCGCCAUAGGCGGAGGGAUAUUGUUUUGGCGUUGUCCGUCCAUCUGUCCGUCCGUCUUUUCGUCCGUUUGUCCGGCACUUUUGUGUCCGGAGCCAUAUCUUGUAAGUGCUUUGGCGGAUUUCAUUGAAACUUGGUAUGAGUAUAUAUAUAUGAAUAAGAGGAUGAUGCACGCCAAAUGGCAUUGUACACCAUCUGUUAAUAACGGAGUUAUUGCCCUUUGUAUCUUGAAAAAAUGCUUUUUUGAGUGUCAAAUCACACUUGUGUGUCCAGAAGCAUAUAUACAGGAUCAAUUCAACGAAUUUGCUUGUUGUAAAUGAUUUUUGUGUUAAUGAUAUUUAAGCAAAUUAACUAUAGUUUGGAAUAACAUGUAUUGUGUAUGCAUUAGCUGAAUGACAUUGAUAAACCGCAAAUUAUUGUGAUUAUAAAAUGAUCAUACAAAUAUUUAUCAAAAUGAAGUGAUUAACCAUUUAUUAUUGCAGUUGUCAGGUCAGGAUUUCUUGUUUGUAUUUGUUCAUUUGAAAGGUUGACAAUGGCUCCCUAAUUAAGAAAGUUUUUCUCCAGAAAGGUUUGCAAGAAUCAUUUUAGAACUGUGUUUACCGUAAUUAAUCUAAGUUUUCGGACUCCCCUUUUUUUGGCAAAAAUAAUUAUUUUUCGUGACUCUACGCUUAUCUUGUGACAUUUUGAUCAACGGGUAUUACAAAAGGAUAAAGGUUUUAAAACCUGGGAGACGCAUGCCUGAGGGCAACUGACCAUAACAUUUGCUUAAACAUAAAAAUAACCAGUGUAUUUUAGAAAACAAUCGCUUCACCCAACAGCAUUUUAAAUAUCUUCAUCUUUAGGAAGCAGUAUUUUGUAUGUUUUUACUUUUUGUUUUUUAUCAUUUCAGGCAAGUGUAAGCAAAUCUGUGAAGUUGUUUAAAUUUAAAUAAAGUAGAAACACUAUUGUGCAUUGAUUUAUUGCUUUUAUUUCAAUAUAAUUAUAAUUUUUGGACAUUAAAUUUUUGUCUCUAAAAUUUCAGACACCUGUUUAAAAAAAAAAAAAUCUGUAUCUAAAUUUUGGAUACGAAAAAAAUAAAAAAUUUAGUGUCAGAAAACUGAGAGUAAUUACGACACGUACCGUUUUUUUGUCUAAACUUAAUAAAUGUAUACAAGCUGGCUUUCGGUAAUGAUUAGAUUGUUGGUUUUGUAGUAAUGCAGGAAUUAACUAUAUUUUUAUUAAAAUGAUAACAGUGUAAGAUGUUGGUUUGUUUUUUGUGUGCAAAAAUCUUGACGUAUGUACAGUAACAAUAUACAUUUCUGCUCAAAGUGGUGAGUUCUUGUAUGUCGAUGCUGUUAAUGAUAGUAUCUUUGACUCAGACAAAUAAAGGUAAACUUGUUGAAAGAAUAAAUAAAAUUAAAUAGCAACCAA
Messenger RNA from Dreissena polymorpha, 7283 nucleotides. RefSeq names its product kinesin-like protein KIF3A. Gene Ontology annotation, biological process: microtubule-based movement. The transcript has 20 exons. The coding region runs from base 373 to 4044 and encodes 1223 amino acids. Lineage: Eukaryota; Metazoa; Mollusca; Bivalvia; Myida; Dreissenidae. The record is from RefSeq and is a predicted model, not a curated record. Gene Ontology annotation, molecular function: microtubule binding; microtubule motor activity; ATP binding.